CGUGAUCCUCCUUCUCAACACAUGCUCAGUUGAAGUGACCAGAGGUUGGACGAUUUGAAUAUUAUUUUGGGGCUUUCAGUGUGAGCCAUUGAUUUCGAAAACCAAGGACAGCCACCACCGAAACGAAAUGCAGCUGGUAAUUAGACGUUACCGUCCAUCGGACAAGGACGCUGUCUUGGUCCUAUUCAGCGACGGCAUCCUGGAGCAUAUCGGACCAUCGUUCCGCAAUGCUAUGACCCAGCCGCUCUACCUGGUUAUCACCCUGGGUCUGUCUGCUGUCGGCCACCACCUGGGAGGGGGAGCCCUGCUCUGUGCCCUGCUGCUGGCGGGGGCAUGGGUGGCGCUGGUCUACUACUGCUGUUACGAGCUAUAUGACAGCUUUGUCAGAGAGAGGCUGCGUACAGACAUGCUGGACAUACCUGGCUGCUACCUGAGUCAGCCAGACAACUGCUUCUGGGUGGCGGAGGCUGAGGUGGAUGGAAGGUCGGAGGUCAUGGGUAUGGUGGCCGUAGUGGCCAAACAGAGCGCAGGCGAGGGAACAGGGGAGCGGUAUGGGGAGCUGUUUAGGAUGAUCAUCUCGUCGUCGUGCCGACGGAUGGGGCUGGGUUCCAGAUUGGCUCAGACGGUCAUCGACUUCUGCAAGGAGCAUGGCUUCUCCAAGGUUGUCCUGGAGACCAGCUCCACCCAAACAGCUGCUGUGGCUCUUUAUAAGAAGAUGGGAUUCACCCUUGUCCUCACACACACACAGACGCAUGCUCCUGAUUGGAUAACUAAGCUAUCAGGAGUUCAUAUUCUCAAGAUGGAGAAACAGAUACAGGGAUAAGACUGGUGUGGGGUUAAUGUUCAUCCAUGGU
Osmerus eperlanus (European smelt) is the source of this 854-nucleotide messenger RNA. RefSeq names its product N-acetyltransferase 8-like 2 (gene nat8l2). The transcript has 3 exons. The record is from RefSeq and is a predicted model, not a curated record. The coding region runs from base 128 to 823 and encodes 231 amino acids. Gene Ontology annotation, molecular function: N-acetyltransferase activity. Lineage: Eukaryota; Metazoa; Chordata; Actinopteri; Osmeriformes; Osmeridae.